AUGGCAUGGAACAACCGCCGGGGUGUUAGGGGACGCAAUUCAGAUCGCAUGAGACAAGAUGAGGAAGAUGAGGCCUUACUACUUAUGAGUGCCUCGUUAAUGUUAAUGCAUCCGUCUCUUGCACACAUAAGGAACAAUCAACCAAUUCCGCAACAUGAUGGCUCAAUCACCAAUAGACAAUGGGUGGAGCGAUUACUGAACGGUCAUCAUAGACGAUCAAUAGACAACAUGCGUAUCACAGUUGAUAAUUUUCUGCAACUUUUAGAUCUCCUUGUGAAGCGCCAGUACGUUCCACACAACUACCAACAGCCUGAAAUAAUACGAUUGGGUGACCAGACUACAGUUUAUCCACGAAUUGCAAACUCAACAAAUUUUUAUCCGUGGUUCAAGAAUGCCGUAGGAGCAAUGGAUGGCACCCACAUCUCAGCUUGUCCUUUGACAGGCGAGCAAAUGGCAUAUACAAAUUGGCACGGGUUUCAAUCACAGAAUGUUAUGGCAAUGUGUGACCAUGACAUGCGCUUCAUCUAUGUGUAUGCUGGAUGGGAGAGAAGUGCACAUGAUGCGCAAGUAUUGGAGUCAGCAUUAGCAUAUCCGUCCGAUUUUCCACUGCCGCAACCUGGCAACUACUACUUAGUUGAUGCGGCAUAUAGGAAUGUUCCUGGCUUCAUGCCCCCGUAUAAAAACGUGGGCCCCAAAUCACCGGCAAAGAGCUUGUUCAAUACUCGGCAUUCACAGCUUCGAAAUAUCAUUGAGCAUACGUUCGGUGUGCUAAAGAAAAGAUUCAAAUUUUUAAAGGGUCCGAUAGAUAAUUUCUACAUGAGCACUCAAAUAACUAUAGUCAUUGCUUGUUGUGCGCUACACAACUUUUUAAGGAUGCACCAGCCAGAAGAUGACCAUUUUCAACGGUUUGAAGUAGAGGAUGUGCAUUUAAAUGAAGAGCCGCCGUUCGCAUUGAACGUAUCUCCUGCAGAGCUUGCGGAAUGGAAAGCUAAGCGAGACUACAUAGCGACUCAAAUGUACGCAGCACGGGGGCGACGACGCCGCUAG
Molecule: messenger RNA, 1047 nt
Organism: Coffea eugenioides
Lineage: Eukaryota; Viridiplantae; Streptophyta; Magnoliopsida; Gentianales; Rubiaceae
Exons: 4
Coding region: 1-1047 (348 amino acids)
Source: RefSeq, a predicted model, not a curated record